AUGGCUGACCUAGUUCAAUUCAUAUGUGCAAAUUCCGAUCAUUACCAAAUCUUGCCCGUUUUGAAACAGUUCAUAGAACGGAAAGAUAUUAUACUCGAUACAAAUUUCUUAGAAACGCUAAAACUGGUGCUAGAUACCCUCGAAAAAUCCAAAGAUUUUGGCGAAGAUUUAGCCACUAACGUCUUGUUUGAGAUUUGUUGGCCGAUCGUGUACAAAUCUAAUGACAGCAAUCAGCCUUCUGUGCACAGGCGAAAAAGGCUUCAUCUUUGUUACGAUAUUAUAGCCUUCUGCUGUUCAGUGUUUCCAGAAACUUUGCUUCCAGUGGUAAGCGAAAAGUGCCUUCAGAUUUUAAAGCGCUACGUCGUGGAAUUGGGUUCAACAGAGGAGAACGCAGUUGAUGUCUCAGUAACACUAGAUCUUAUUGGAAAUCUUGUGAAGCCAGCUGCCUUAAGCCCUUCGGAAAGUACUCAUAUAAUUUCUGGAGAACUUGGAAAUACGCUCUUUCAGGAGUUAUUAAAUAUUUUACCUUUUACAACUGAAAGCUUAUGCGGGAAAGUAACCAGCCUUGUUCUUCCAAAUUUCUUGGAAUUUGAUAGAGAAACACGUUGCGAGGUGAGUCACAGGUCACCGUUAGGAUGUUAACAUUAUAAGUUUCGUGAAUGAAAGUGAUCCUCGCAGUAAUGUGCACUACUUGAGCAGUAGUGAAAAUAAGGCCUGAAAAAAAUUCAGGCCUCUACGGGAUUUGAACCUAUGACCUCUGCAAUACCGGUGCAGCGCUCUACCAACUGAGCUAACAAGCCAACUGGGAGCUGGUCAUUAUGUUGGUUCCAAAUAAACCCGUGAAGUGAUGAAUGAACGGCUAAGAAUAUAUAUUUGUUAGCUCAGUUGGUAGAGCGUUGCAGCGGUAUCGCAAAGGUCAUGAAUUCAAAUCCUGUACAGGCCUGAAUUUUUUUCAGGCCUCAUUUUCACUACUGCUCAAGUAGUGCACAUUACUGUGAGGAUCACUUUCAUUCACGUCUUUACCCACAGUUCAAAUAUAUGACUUUUAUGUAUUCUUAGCCGUUCAUUCAUCACUUCACAGGUUUAUAUGGAACCAACAUAAUGACCAGCUCCCAGUUGGCUUGUUAGCUUAGUUGGUAGAGCGCUGCAACGGUAUCGCAGAGGUCAUGGGUUCAAAUCCUGUACAGGCCUGAAUUUUUUCAGGCCUUAUUUUCACUACUGCUCAAUUAGUGUGCAUUACUGCAAGGAUCACUUUCAUUCAUGUCUUUAUCUGCAGUUCAAAUAUAUGACUUUCAUAUAUUCAUAGCCGUUCAUUAUAAGUUUCAUAAGGCUGCGCUUGAGAGAGAUUCUAAAUUAAUUUUACACUACAUGGAAAAUUUUAAUACUCAAACAAAUAACCCUGAACCUUAACACCCCUCAGGGUGAUUGAUUAUGACUGGCACCUACAAUUUUUCAUUAAAGUAUUGCUGCUGAAUCAAAUAUUAAGCACAUGGCAAACUUGAAAACUUCUAGAUUUUUAACUAAAUUCUCAGUCAGUGCCAUAGGAAAUAUAGAAAGAACAGUAUGGAGAAUGAACAUACUGAUCUUAGGGUGUAAGGGGUUUAGAGGUAUUCUAAGACAUUAUUUCUUUUUCUGUGCAUGCUUAUAUGGCAACCAUCUUUGAAAAUGUUAGAGAUAAAUUUUCAUGUCAAAUUUGUCCAUUAUAAUGCUUUUCAAGAGCCUGAUCAGCUGUAAGAAUCAAAUCAUUAGUACUGAUUGAGAGUACUAAAGCCUUUCUAGUGAGUGGCAUUCAUGUGUGAUCAUGGUGUUAUUGCUGAAUUAACAGGCUGUGUGGAUUACAGUGAAACAGAUAUUUGAAUCCCAAGCAGCUGGUUCUAUUCCUGGAACAUUCAAUCAAACCUAUGCCAUUCUUUGUGGUCUUGCUGAUUUCUUCUACACUUGUGGCAAUGAAAGUCUCUUUCACAAAGCAGAGUUUUGGGAAAUCAUUCAGAAAGGACUGGUGUUAGAGGAACCUCUUUCUAGGAAAAGAGCUAUGUAUCUGUUGAAGAGAACAUUGGACUUGCUAGAUAAACAACCAUGUGAUUUACUGGUGCAGAAUGACAAAGGAUUGCAGAUAUUUUGCUGGUCACGCAAUAAGAAGGACUCUCGCAUGAGAGUAUGGCAGGAUUAUGUUCUUUUAAUGGAGACACUGGAGGAAAAGCAGGUAUAAUAAAAAAAUUCACAGCAGGUAUUCAGUCAUCCUUAAGCAAAAAUAAAGUGGUGUGUGUAAAACUUUUUUUUUUCCUGUUACCAAAUGUGUGUGUUCUCUGACUUCAGACAAGUAUUCUCUUUCUUAACUCUCAAGAUCUGAUUUACAAUUCUUCUUUCUAGACGCAAAACCAUUCCUUCUAACCCUUUAACUCUGAGAGGUGAUCAACAUGUAAUUUCUCUUUAUAAUAUCUAUACAUCAUCCAGCGAACAGGUAAUGAGAAUAGUCAAAGUAUCAAGUUGUUCUCUUGAUCUAACACCAAAUUCUUAUAACUUACUCGCAAGGAAAUGUCUCGCAACCAGAUGAGAGAAUGAACAAUCAGAUGUUGGGAGUUAUAGGGUUAAAUACGUCAAGCGAAUUUGAUAUGACAUUUAUACCAAAAUAGCAUCUCCAUUUGACAAGUUUGUCUAAGCUCAUCACAUGUUUGAACAGUUUUACACCCUGUAACUGUUAAAUCCUUUUCUGGGCUUUGUGGAGCAUCAAUAAUGACCAUCGUGUGUAGAACCAAUAUGAACAGGUAGCUAAAUAAAAAUCGGCAUGUCUACAGAUGUACAAGACUGAUGUGUUAUAUUAUUGGCAGAAGAAUUUGCAUCUCAAAUUAUGAUACCCACAAACUUUCUUUCAGGGGCAUCUUAUCAAACCAGUGCUUCCUCGGAUCUCAAGUAUCAUAUGUGCCACAAAGAAAGACAACAAUGGUCAGAUACUGAUUGCUAAAGAAUAUGUUAACUUUGUGAUAAGUUUUAAGGAACAUUUGUACUUUGUCAGUGAGCAAAUGUUACACUGUGGUUGAUAUUUAUAUAUAAAUUAGUAAUUUGAUACAAACAGUUUGAAUUGCUUACAUUUUGAAUAUUUCUCUUCCAUAAGAGCAAGCAAAAAUGAAAAAGACAGUCUGCAUGAAUUAAAUUAAAAUGAUGAUCAACCGGGCGCUGCUUAAGUUGUGCAUCUCAUGAUUUAGAGGGAUGCAAUUUUCCUAGAAUAAAUAAACAAUAGCCUCUAUUUGGCACAAAAAUAUGCACAAAUAUUUGUCCCUUGGUAUAAUCUGUUCCAAGAUCUGAACAGUUUUCUGAGAGUGAAGUUCAAGGAAAACUGUGAGCUUCGAGGAACAGAUGAUGCCCAGGGACAAAUAUGCUAACAUAUUUUUGUGCAAAAUAGAGACUAUUGUGUUUAUUAGCCUUUCAAUAUUUCACAACACGUGUGAAAAAAUGUUUAUAAACAGCUUACUAUUUGCUGCAUGAGAUAUUUUAUUUUCAGUUUUCUUUGCAAAGAAUUUAUGGACAAACAAAUAUUUCCUUUCUUCAGUAACAACCUUACAACGCUUUCUCUCAUCUUGAAUUUAAUAUUAAACAAACACUUAUCAUAGUGGACAUAAGAUUCAAAUUGGGAAAUAUCAUCUGGGGGAUAUCCUCGGAUAUCCCCAGUUUUAGUCGAGGAAUGUUUGCUCACAUGAUGCAUUUAGGCCAAUUGUGCACAAUCAAAAAUAUUUGAUGGAUUAUAACCACAGAUAGCAGAAAAGGUGUGUUCUUUUAUUGUGUCAAACCCAUAGGCUCAUUAUAAAAGAGAGGGUGUUUGAAAUUGGGAAAUGGCCCAGAUAGAUUUUCACACCCAUGAGAACCAGUCUGUAUUACUUAAAAGCAUGUUUUCAUGUUUUCCACUGUUAUUAACCCUUUAACUCCCAGAUUACAUUUGUAAUUCUCCUCUCUGUCAGCCAUGCAAUUCUUAUAAUGUUAGUUCAGAGAAUUUAGCAUUGGAUCAACUAAUUAUCCCCAAAUUGAUAUUUUUCUUUACUCUCAUCACUUAUUUGGUUGAUAUUGUAUUGAUAAUGUAAGGAGAAAUUGUAUCUUGAUCACUCAUGGAAGUUAAAAGGUUUAAUUUUUGAUUGUCUGUUUUUGGUUUUUUGUGUGUGCAGGUGAUGUAAUGCUGGACAUUUCCUGGCUUCUGACACUGUACCAAAGAGCAGCUCAACACGACACCAAGUCCAUCUGCCGAUGGGCCAUUCUCGACCUGCUCAGCAUGGACCUGUGUGAUUCACCACUUCUGAACACCUGUCACUGGUGGUUCUUAUACGGCCCUCUAAUGAACAUGCUCGCUGAGUAUGCAAUCUACACCAGAGCAGACGAUGGCCUCAGAGGAGACCCUCCCCCUGUGGGGGCUGCACUUGUCGCCUUCUUCCCAGAGUUUGUAAAGGCCCUGUCAGCAGAUAACAGAAAUUUAUUUUGCUCGGGGCUCUUAUCUGCUGUGGUGAAACAAGAGUUUUCACAAGUUCCUUUGGUCUUCAUAUCCCAGAUGUUAGCAAGUCUGCCGUCUUGCCCAGUCUGGGAUUCUAGUGCAUUGGCAAGCAUUCGUGACAUUUUCCCUCUCUUUAGACCGUUCAGCCCACACCUGACAAGUGCUAUUCAGAGCUUUCUCCUCAAGGCAGUUAUAAAUCUAUGUGCCCCCAGGCGUGUGUCAUGGAAAGACAUUGGAGAUUUUCUUUCUCUUUUCACAAAGGAUGAUUGUUUAUGCCGAGGGAAUACCUUGUGGGAAGCAGCAGUUCACUGGGUGUGGGAGAUCCGUGACUUGAUCGGUCAAGAAAAUUUCAGCCAAACCAAUUGUAGUCAAGAUAAAAAGGGAUUGUCAGGCCUGUUCGAUCACCUCAGGGAAGGUGUGGAGGUUCUUCUUAACGACGAGAAACUAGAGUUAUCAACCAGUGAUCCCGAAAUGCAGUCUGUGAUAAGGUUAAUGAUAAUUGCAUGCGAUGCUCAUCUUAAGUUCUCAGAGAAUUCAACCAAUCGAAAGCAACCAGUGGAUGAAAUAUUCCAGAAUAUUGUGGAGGUCCUUCAGCAUGCAAGCCGACAUGUUUAUGCAUCGGAGGGUAGGACUCAAAGAGCAGCCAUGAUGCUGUCAGGAAUCUUAGAGCACAUGAAUAGCACAGCAGCCAUCAAAAACACAGAUGGAAAAACAGAUGACAUCGCUGUGAAGGAAGUCGAUGGCAGUAGGGAGAUCAUUGAAAACGUGUUUGGACGCAGUGGCGUAGACAACUUCGAGCUGUUGUUGAGGAAACUCACCACCGUGUCCGUGAAUUUCUCCCAAAUAGAUAGCAACUCUGCGUUUCUUGAUCUCGCUGUUCAGCUGUUGCUGUUCACAAAAGUCUCUGGGAACUCUAGUCAGAGUUUGGAAGUGUGGCACCAAUUUGUUGAAACCCUUACACAGCGAAGCCGGAGAGUUGUGUUAGGGAAACAACCAGACAGAGAACAGCUAGCACUGAGUGAUUGGCAUGCAUUUGUUUUGUCCAUGAAAUGCUUAGCGUGGUGCUGUGCAGCUUUGAGAACCAAACCUGACCUGUAUACCACUCAUUUAGCAUCCACCUUGUUGCAGACGGUGACAGAGCUUGAUCUGAGCUCCGAGUUUCCAACACCAAAGUUUCUAUACCCGGUCGAUGUUCGUAGCGAGUCUUCAACCGAAUCAAGUGUAUUCCUCAAGAAAGGUUGGGGGAGACUGGUCUCUGACUUUAUCGAAGCUCAGUGGCAGUGUGUUCAAUUUCUGCUCGAGGAAUCCCAGGGAUCUUCCGAUGGAAGGGACAUGGAACUUGGCAGCAAAUUGGAGCGCUUCUUGGCGGAUCUGCCUGAGGCUGCCUUAGAGGCCCUUUCUUUGGGCUCAGGUCUUGCGGUGCUUCCCGUCAUAAGAUGCGUGCGCUUGUUGACUCCUCGAAUGCUUCUAGCAAACGACUCGCUGUGUUCACAGGCUCUGGAGGCAGUUUGGUGGACUUUUCAGGAUCGGCAAAAAGGCGAUCAGAUCUGGUUUUGGAGAACGUUGCGGGAAGUUUCACAGGUGUUUUUUAACCCCUGUCUCCUGAUACUGGCCGAGGACCACCCUGUGACCGCAUUCGUGCGAAGGUACUGGGGAGAAUUGUCGGCUCUGGGAGAAGGUCGUCCGGGUAUUAUGAAUCAUGUGAUCGGGCCGUGCUGUGAAUUCUGGGCUGGCUCUCCUUGUGAUCGUAUCCUUGGGAACCUAGUUUAUCAAAUCAGUGACGAAAAUCGCAGUCAAAGCUUAGAUGUUCACCUGGAUUUCAUUACUGAAGCUUGUUUUUUCGGUCCCAGGGAAAAGAAAACGGCGCGAGGUACAAAUUACGUGCUGGAAUACGUUCGUCGGUUGGGCAGGGAAGGGGUGAUUUGUUCCUUCAAGUCGGACGAGUUGCGCGAUGACACGCGAGUGCGAGUGAACGCGAUUAACGUGUUAAUGACUUUAAAUCCGAUGGACACUCAGGAUGCGAAGCUUCUACAACGUCUCGCCGAAUCUUUGAUCAGUAAGAACGGCGAGCUGUCGGAAGAUAAACCCCGUUCCUCUAUUAACUCGUACUCACAUAGGAGAAAGCACCGAGUAUGGCAAGCUGUUCUCGUGGUGCUCUCUCGCUUUUUUGAUGCCGACGUCGUUGAUGAGAUGUUUGCCAGUCGAGUGUUGGAAGGGAUUUUCCGUGCCAUUCUUUCCGAGAACCAAAUGUCGGUCCGGAACUUUCUUCAAUGGGGAGUGGUUCUGAUCCUAGGAAAGUAAGUUCGUUAGGAAGUGCUCUAACGCAGGAAAUAAGGCACAUCUUUUCUCACCGAAAAAAAAUCGUGGUCGUUUCAGGCAUGUUCUUCGGUGAUCUCCAUUCUCAGAGCCAAACCAGUUGUUAAUGGAGGCACCCUCCCUCCCCUCUCUCCCCAAAGUUUCCGGUGGCCUAAGCUUCAGAGCGCUGAACAUACAUCGGCGCAGAUCAGAAAGCCUUUGCUCAACACGAAUCUAGGAUCAAUUUCACUAUGUUGUGUCUUUGGAGGAAAAAGUUUAAUUUCUACAUCAAAAAAACCCAUAUCAGGGAAACCAAUAAUUCAAAUGUUUUAUAGCAUGGUAAAAAUUCCAGGUAAAAGUUACGAGAGGCGGACUAGUAGGCCUAUUAAAACCGUGUCCCGGGAUUUGUACCCGGGAGCUUCAGAUCGCGAGUCCAGGGUGUUACCCUGACCGUAGGGUGAUCUGCGUUGGGGAGUAUCCCACCUAUUAGUAUUAACUUCACUCUAAGUUGUUUUGUGGUAUAGACACCGGGAUCCCCACUGAUAGCUUUGUGGAUCAGUAUCGUAUGCUCUCCGUAUUCUGAGAGGAAAGACUUGGAAGUGUGAUUCCCUUAUGGCUUACCUUUGAAAAGGAGCACCAUGGUCGCUAAGCAAAUAAGAACUAACGGUAGAAAUAAUGUGUCUUGCUUCAUCAGGUACCCAAGCCUCGAGCCUUUGUUAUGGGCGCAACUGAAGUACGAUGUUGAGAGAAAAGCUGGUAGUGUGUCGUCACUUCUUGCCGUUGCCGCGCUCGUUGGCGAGUUUUCAUUUUCAGAUUCCCGCUCCCAGGCGGCUUAUUUCCAGCAGGCUUUUCCCACUAUACUCCCUUGGGCGUUAACAUCACAUGUUAUGGUAUGAUAUAUCUGUGUUAUUGUUUCUUAAAUCAUGUUUGAAAAGUAAAGCGCCGGACAUUAUCCACCGUCGUUUUGGCUCUAGCGGCGAAGUAUUAAUAAAUUACCAUGUUCUUUUCUUCUCGUUGCUAGCCAGCUUUUAGGCCAGCGGUCGAUGUUUAGCCCUAAGUCAGAGAAAAAUGAUGAUUUGACAAUAACAGCGUCUAUCAUCUUCGUUUUUACUUAGGUAAUAUGAACUCCUGGGCGAAAAAGUAUUAAGUCCCCUCUUCCGAUGAAGAGUUUUAAGGUUGUCAGCUGAUAGGGCGCAACGGGUAAAGACUUUGGAUGAAACUGUCGAGUCGGUUAUUGACCAACCUGUUCAUUCGCCCAGAAACGUAGCUGUUUCAUGGGUUAAUGUUAUACAGAAUUUCGUUGAAACCAAAUUAAGGCAAGUUUUGCCCAUCGUUCGUUGUUCGUCUUAUCUGAAGAAUUCGCAUACGCGGUCUGCUGUGUUCAGGGAACACUAGCUACCAAACAAUAAAGUUUUAAGAAGGCAAGGUAUGAAAUUUGCACUUUGAUCAGAACAUCACCAAUUGCAAUUCUGUCAAAUCGUAAGUUAAGAAUAGGAAAGAAAAAACAGCUGGAAAAAACUAGUGGUUUUCCAUAAAAGGUUUGACGCUGGUUAUCCGCCAAGUAGAGGCAGGUGAGUAAUCUAUUGGUGUUUGUCUCUCUCAGGUCCAGGCCUAUGCCCAGGUGACGUUACAGAAGAUGUGGCUUACGUGCCAGCGAGAGAAUCUGCAUGACGUGACGUCCAACCACGCCAUCAUUCAGUCUUGUGUGCACUUCUUGGAGACGAAUAAUGAAAGUGUACGUCAGAAAGUUCGCUUGCUGGGAGACUUUUUCUUCCUUGAUUUGCAUCCCCACCGAGACUUUUCUAUGCAGACUCUGUUCGAGACUCUUCCUCGUUUAACAGAGGUUACUGAUGAAGAAUGGAUUUCUCCCAAAGUGUUCACUGAGGGAUGGUUAGGCAUGCGCGUUUGAGGUUCUCGUAAGCAUGGCCUUAGUGUACUGCCGCUGUACAAUCCUGAUGAUACACAUCUGGCUCAGAUUUCUCAUGGUCCAUAUUUUAACUACGGUGAAAACGUGGGGGAACAAAUUCGUCGACGAUUAGCGGGCGAGAGAACGAACAGUAAAAACACUGCGCAAAUAAACGAUUCAGCGAGGACUUCUGAAGUACAGAGCGGUGAUGUCCAGAAAAAAAUCGUCCCUUGGAAAGUGAUUCCUCCCGACGCAGAUAUUAUAUCAGAAAUGCAACGGCAGCGAUUGGCGAACCUUGAGAAGAGCUCAGCUGGAAGUUUGAUAGUGGUUGCUUCACUAAUCGACAAGGCCCCAAAUCUGGGCGGCCUUUGCCGUACUUGUGAAAUAUUUGGCGUCCAGACCUUGGUGCUUAGUAACUCUCAUGUACUCGAAGACAUCCAAUUCAAAUCUCUAAGCGUUACCGCUGCCAAAUGGAUGAACAUCGACGAGGCUCGCGAGUCAGAGCUCAAGUCCUACCUGGCGCGCAUGCGCCAUGAAGGCUACACGCUAAUCGGCGCAGAGCAAACAGCAAAUAGCGUGAACUUAACUCAUUACCAGUUCCCACACAAGUCGCUAUUGUUGCUUGGCAACGAGAAACAGGGCAUACCCGUAGAGCUGAUUCAGAUGCUUGAUGUGUGCGUAGAGAUUCCACAGGUUGGCAUCAUAAGGUCCCUCAACGUGCAUGUCAGUGGGGCUCUACUCGUUUGGGAGUACACAAGGCAGAGGGUCUUGGGCGUUGCCUCAUGACUUCAAAGGUUCUUAGGUCUUGCCUCAUGAUCACGAGGCAAAGGGUCUUAGGUCUUGCCUCAUUACUGUAAAUGUAGGGCCACAUGUCGUCUUAGGUCUUGCCUCAUGACUUCAAAUGUUGGCGCACAAAAAUUAGAACAACCUUUCGAAAAGGAGGACAGAAACCGCGACUAGAACUUCGCUGAGUAAAACUACAAUGCGAAAUAACCAAAUAAUGAUAUUUGGAGAACGCAGAGCGCCAUGAGAAAUUCCUUUUUCUUUUAGGAAUUGAACGGUUAACUAAGACAGCCCUAGCCUCGAUAGAAACUACAUUAUGAAAAUAGAUCAAAAAGGAACAUUGUAGACUAAUAUAAUUACAAGACUCCAGAUAGGUUCAUUUUUUCAAUAUAUACAGUCAACAGUGCAUGAGCUCUAGUACAGUCCAAUACGCCGCUUAUAUAGUUUCAGUCACUCUUCGCAGAGACUGGAGAGGUUUGAUUUUAUUUGAUGUUUAUGAGAUGAUUGUUGC
Pocillopora meandrina is the source of this 9969-nucleotide messenger RNA. The record is from the annotation of a GenBank genome assembly. NCBI's taxonomy places the organism in Eukaryota, Metazoa, Cnidaria, Anthozoa, Scleractinia, Pocilloporidae.